AUGCGACAAGGAAGAACCAAAAAGCGAUCAAAAAGCAGAGAAAAAAGAAGUCCUUCCAGAAGUGCAGAUCGUGAAGACAGUCUACUUGUAAACAUGCUUAAUGAAAGAGCUUCAAAAGAUCGACAAGUUUUGAUAUCCAAAGACCAAUGAGAUGUUUUAAAAAAUUUCCAAACGAAUUAUAAAGAAAUGAAAAGCAGAGCGAUUUUUGCUGAAGGAGAAAUAAAUAAGCUGAGAGUUGAGGUUGCUAAAUUAGAAAGUGCAAAUGAAAAAUUAAAAGAAGAUAUCAACUUUAUUAGCAAACAGCAUCAAGAUAGCCAAAAUUUGAUUAGAGAACUAUCUAAAAGUGAAAAAGAUGGAAAUGUUAUAGCUGAACAUCAGCUUGCGCUUAAUAAAUUAAAACUGUCGUUAGAAGAGAUUGAGGGAACUAUUUCUCGACAGUCUGCAACUACUAAAAAAUAUUUGUUAAAAACGAACAAAAUUCUUGCAAAACAUACAAAAUUGCUAUUGGAACAACAAAUUGCCCCUCCUGCUAAAACAAUUUUGAUUAAAGGUAUAAAACAGAUGAGCCAAUGCAUAGAAAAUGUACUGAAUUCUAUAUCAGGAAAUUCUUUUGAAGUUUUAGAUGUAUCACAAGACUUAGAAAUUGAAAAUCAUAGAUUGCAACAAGAAAAAGAAGAAGCAAUAAACCUAUAUAAAGAUGCUUUAGAAAAAAUGAAAGAACAAACUCAGCUGCUGAGGGAUAGGCUAAAAGACUUAGAAAGUGGAGGAGGGCUGAAAAAAGUUAUUGAGGAGCAGGAAACAAAAAUAGCCUCUUUAACGAGAGAAAAUGAGAUUUUAAAUCAGCAUAUAAAAUCGCUACAAAUUUCUUUGAAUGAGCAAUACACACUUGUAGAGCACCUAAAAGAUGUCAUAAAAUCUUUAGGAUCUCCUAUUAAAAGCGAGUAUAACCGAAGAUCAGUCUCUCCUUCUUUGAUUUUUGAUGAAAAUGAAAUUGAAAAAAUCAUUCAAAGCCACCAGAAUAAAGAAGAAAAGAAUCUUCAGGAAGAAAUCACAUCCCUGGACAAAGAAAUCCAGCUGCUUCAGGUUUCUCUGCAAAAGGCUUUAUUAAAAUAA
Messenger RNA from Blepharisma stoltei, 1113 nucleotides. NCBI's taxonomy places the organism in Eukaryota, Ciliophora, Heterotrichea, Heterotrichida, Blepharismidae. The record is from the annotation of a GenBank genome assembly.